GUGCAGGAGACAGCGUUCCCAAGGCCGGCUCGCUGCAGCUGAGGAGACAGCACUCAUAGACCCUCCUUUGAUUAGGAUGUGUCCGUGUUGUCAGGGCAACUGUUAACAGCGGCGUAUCAUAUUUUCUCCUCUUGUACUGCGUGCUGAAUAUUUUAGUGUGCUGUGGCUGGAAGAAGGUGCUGCUGCAAGGAACCUGGAGCUGUGGGCCGGGAUCUGAUUGAACAGGUUAAGACAGCAAAGAGCAGCAUCCAAACCAAUGUGCCUUUGAUUAGGGCUUUUCUUCAAGGAGGGGAACGACUGCAAGCCUUUCCUGCCGACUAGAUGUUGGUAUUUGUCAGCUGUUUGCAUACUGCUUAUCCAUAGGGGAUCUGUUACAAGUGCUCAAAUGAACAGACAGCGUUGCAGCUAGCAGCUAAUCAGGGGCUGGAGUUUCUUACUUUUUUUUAAUAAGCAAGAGGCAACAGCAGCAUGCCUGGUUCAACUAUUGCCCUCCGACAAGAGAGACUGAAGAAAAGUGCCAGGCCAAGUCCCCCAGGUUUAUUCACCAUUAAUGAAGAGGAUGAGCAGCAAAAAAAUGGGAAUUCCACAAGACUGAAAGGAACUGAAGGUUCUGAAACACAAGAUAAGAAAGUGACUUCAGGACAAAGCAAUGCUGGAACUAAAUCAGAUCACCCAACAGUACUAAGGGUUGAUGACAGGCAACGGCUUGCCAGAGAACGGAGAGAAGAGAGAGAAAAACAGCUAGCUGCAAGAGAAUCCGUCUGGCUAGAAAGAGAAGAGAGAGCACGGCAGCAUUAUGAGAAGCACCUAGAGGAGCGCAGGAAGAAGCUAGAAGAGCAGAGACUAAAGGAAGAGAGAAGGCGAGCUGCCGUAGAGGAAAAGCGAAGGCAGAAACUAGAAGAAGAGAAGGAACGACAUGAAGCUGUUGUACGUCGCACAAUUGAAAGAAGCCAGAAGCCAAAACAAAGGCAGAACAGGUGGUCCUGGGGAGGAGCACUGCACAACCGCAUUAAUAACACAGAUCGAGACAGGCGGUCUGUUUCAACAAUGAACCUUUCGAAACAUGUUGAUCCAGUCAUAAACAAGCGGCUCUCCUCCUCAUCUGCAACAUUACUAAAUUCUCCAGACAGAGCUCGCCGUCUUCAGCUCAGCCCAUGGGAGAGCAGCAUCGUUAGCAGGCUCCUGACGCCCACACACUCAUUCCUGGCUCGGAGUAAAAGCACAGCUGCAUUGUCUGGAGAUGCAGUUAUCCCCGUUUGUCCCCGUUCAGCAUCUUGCAGCCCCCUCAGCCCUCUGUCCUACAAGGCCCUGACCUGCAGGAAUUCAGGAGAAAGAGCAAAACUCUAUGCUUCCACCGAUGCCGUUGGACGUCGGAGAACAACGCACCUUUCAGGGACUGACAAAAGAGAAAAGGACCAUUUGUCAUCCAGCUUCUCAGCCAACUUUAAAGGAGGUCAUUUUACUUCCAGCCUCAAAGCUAGAUCAUCAGCUCCCUCUCCAGUUUGGCAUGCAUCAAAGUCUUUGCCUUUUUUGCCUGGCACACCCAAGCAGAUAACUUCCCCACCUGGUUCCUCCAAAGUUUCCUCUGCUCAGACACGUCCUCCCUCUCCUGGCAACAUCCGGCCAGUCAAAAGAGAGAUCAAACCAGAGGGUGAGAAGAAAAGACCAGAAAAGGAGGCUGAAAAGGCCAAUGAGGUGAGGACAGAAGAGAGUAAAGGAACUUCAGCAGGUGCUGGAGAACCCACAAGUCAGGAGCAACUCACUGUCCAAGCACAGCUAAUUGAAGCAGCCAGCCCAUCCCUACCUCCUGCCCCACCAGCUCCUUCUCCAGCCCCAGCACUGCCCAAGCCCUCUGCAGGUACAACUGACCCUGAGGAAGCAACAAGGCUGCUGACUGAAAAGAGGCGCCUCGCCCGCGAGCAGCGGGAACGGGAGGAGCAGGAAAGGAGGGAGAGAGAAGAGCUUGAAAGACAAAAGAAAGAGGAGUUGUCACAGAGGAUAGCUGAAGAGAGAGCUCGCCGAGAGGAGGAGGAAGCUCGCAGACAAGAAGCAGAAAAACAAAGGAAGGAUGCAGAGGAGCGGGAAAAGGAGGAGCGGCUGCGCCGCCAGGCAGAAGAGAGAGAGCAGAGGGAGAAAGAAGAGAUGGAGCGUGCUCAGAGACAAAAAGAAGAGGAAGCUCGCCUGCGGGAGGAGGCCGAGAGGAUUCGAUUAGAACGUGAAAAGCAUUUCCAAAGAGAAGAGCAAGAGCGCUUGGAAAGGAAAAAGAGGCUUGAGGAGAUCAUGAAGAGAACUAGGCGUGUAGAAGCUGUAGAUAAGAAAUCCAAUGACCAGCAAAAUGGACAUAUAUCAAAGGCAAAUAUUACUGGAGAAACAGUCGCAGGCAGCCCUGCGUGUCCCCCGGAGCCGGCAGCAGGGCCCCCGCUGCAGCACGCAGCGGUGCCAGCCCCGCACAGCCACAACGGGAGCGCGGCCGCCGGCGUGUGUGGGGAGCCUCCGCAGCAGCCCCCCGGGAACGUGGACAGCAAUCUCAAUCCAGAGGAGAAUGCAAAUGAAAAUGGAAUGUCUAUGCAGAAUGAUAAUUUUGAAGAGAUCAUGAACCUGCCUAUUGGUUCUAAACCAUCCCGGCUGGAUGCUAUGAACAAUGAUGGAAGCAACAGUCCCGAAAUUCCUUUGAAUCCAAUUCUAGCCUUUGAAGAUAAGGGCACUCUUUUGCCUCAGGUAGAUAGUGUUCAAACACAUCAAACAGCAGAAGUGAUCUGAUUGUUUCUUCUGAAGAACCAAAGGUGAUAUGAGCAUCUCUGCAGUCAGUGGAGUUUCUUCCAUGCUAUGAAGGAGUGUUUUAUUUUUUCUCUCCAGUUUUUUAAAGAUUUCUUGAAUAUCUUUUUUGGAAGGACUUUAGUAAAACCAGCAGAAGAAAUGAGGGGAAUAGACUUGGAUCACCAUUCUAAUAGCUUUCAUCACUAGAAAAAUCAUGCUUCAUGUGCGUUACUUAAUAUGGCUAUUUCCAACAAGCUUUUUUGUUAGUAAAUGAAUAUUUCUGCAUUCCUUAAGACACAAGACACUGGAAUCUGAAAGUAACGGGCUGAUUUGGGUGGUGGGACUGAUUCUUUUUUGUUUUUAAAAAAGGUGGGUGUUGGUUUAAAAGGCAUAAUUGUAAAAUUGGCAAAGAAUCUUUUACACUUUAUGGUUCUAAUACUUGAAAAAUAAAUGCCUCAUUGCUCUACAAAUAGAGUUAAUGGGGUGUUUUAUUUAAACCUGUUGGUUUAAAUGUUAUUGCAGAGAACUCUAAUUAUGGGGGCAAACUAUAGGCUUCUGUAUCAGGUUCUUGUAAAUGUAAUUCCUACAGGGACAUUCUGUAAAUUGAGACGUCACUAUGAUCUUCUCACAUUUUCUCUAAAAACACAAAACAAGAAAGGUUUUAAAAUGUGAAAAUUUGAAAGCAUUAUUUUUUCAUAGACAAGAGGAUAACCUAUUGUUCUCCUAGAUAAUGUAUUUAUGAAUUUUGCUCAGUACAGAAAUAAAUAAUUUGAUUGAAUAAAUUAGACAAAUGUGGUGAAAAA
Molecule: messenger RNA, 3560 nt
Organism: Melozone crissalis (California towhee)
Lineage: Eukaryota; Metazoa; Chordata; Aves; Passeriformes; Passerellidae
Gene: MAP7
Product: microtubule associated protein 7
Exons: 18
Coding region: 469-2760 (763 amino acids)
Biological process (GO): microtubule cytoskeleton organization
Cellular component (GO): microtubule cytoskeleton
Source: RefSeq, a predicted model, not a curated record